Poecilia latipinna (sailfin molly) is the source of this 3355-nucleotide messenger RNA. It is a transcript of the gene otud7b, whose product is annotated as OTU deubiquitinase 7B. Gene Ontology annotation, biological process: protein K63-linked deubiquitination; protein K48-linked deubiquitination; protein K11-linked deubiquitination. The coding region runs from base 330 to 3071 and encodes 913 amino acids. Gene Ontology annotation, molecular function: zinc ion binding; DNA binding; K63-linked polyubiquitin modification-dependent protein binding. The record is from RefSeq and is a predicted model, not a curated record. The transcript has 12 exons. Gene Ontology annotation, cellular component: nucleus; cytoplasm. Lineage: Eukaryota; Metazoa; Chordata; Actinopteri; Cyprinodontiformes; Poeciliidae.
GGAGAAUUACUUUGUCGGUGGUGGUCCGGGUCGGGGUCCUGUGCUCUGUGUAAGCCGUGAAUAUGCUUAAAAGUUAAAAUUCACAUUUUUGAGGGAGACAUGUGAUACAUACAAGCUGGGACUUCCUGGAAAACUUAACGGGACGAUGAGAAGUACAUCUGCGUGGCCGCUGAAGGGGUGGCCGGUAGAGUAGCUCACCAGAGGACGGCUCCACCUCCUCGUUGGCUGUCCCAUCUCGGAGAGCAGAGUUCGUGUUUGUUUUUUGUUUUUUUCUUUUUUGUAUUUUUAAUGUUUGGAAGCAACCACUCAACUUGUGAAUUCAUGAUCACAUGACCGUGGACAUGGACGCAGUCCUGUCCGACUUUGUCCGUUCUACUGGAGCUGAACCGGGAUUGGCCAGAGAUCUUCUAGAAGGCAAGAACUGGGACUUCACGGCGGCGCUCAGUGACUUCGAGCAGCUGCGGCAGGUCCACGCCGGCAGCCUGACGUACUCGUUCCCAGAAGACCGGGUCUAUCAGCCAUCCGAGAAGGAGAUGGCCCGGGUGGGGCGUCCUGUUCUCCACCGGCAAGACGAGGUGGUGCAAGCGGCGUCAGAGAAGCGUCUGUCGAGGGGCAUUUCUCACGCCAGUUCCACCAUCGUUUCGCUGGCCCGCUCUCACGUCUCCAGCACCGGCGGCAGCAGCAGCGAGCCGCUCCUCGACACGCCGCUCUGCACUUUCCAGCUACCGGACCUUACUGUGUACAGGGAUGACUUCCGCAGCUUCAUCGAGAGGGACCUGAUCGAGCAGUCCAUGAUGGUGGCCCUGGAGAACGCCGGGCGACUGAACUGGUGGACGAAAGUGGUUCCAAACUGUCAGAAUCUGUUGCCGCUGGCGACGAGCGGAGACGGAAACUGCCUGUUGCACGCCGCCUCGCUCGGAAUGUGGGGCUUCCAUGAUCGUGACCUGAUGCUGCGGAAGUCUCUGUAUGCGCUGAUGGAUCACGGCCUGGAGAGAGAAGCUCUGAAACGCAGGUGGAGGUGGCAGCAGACCCAGCAGAACAAAGAGUCUGGGCUGGUGUACACGGAGGAGGAGUGGCAGAAAGAGUGGAACGAGCUGUUGAAGCUGGCCUCCAGCGAGCCAAGAAUCCACUACAGCACCAACGGCACCAACGGGGCGGAAUCGUCUGAUGAGCCGGUCUAUGAGAGCUUAGAGGAGUUUCACGUCUUCGUCCUGGCUCACGUCCUCAGAAGGCCCAUCGUGGUGGUGGCCGACACCAUGCUGAGGGACUCUGGAGGAGAAGCCUUUGCUCCCAUCCCGUUUGGAGGCAUCUACCUGCCGCUGGAGGUGCCAGCUGCCAAGUGCCAUCGCUCUCCACUGGUCCUGGCGUACGAUCAGGCACACUUCUCUGCCCUGGUCUCCAUGGAGCAGAAGGACAGCUCCAAAGAUCAAGCAGUUGUGAUUCCACUCACCGACUCGGAGCACAAAAUGCUGCCUCUGCACUUUGCUGUGGAUCCUGGGAAGGACUGGGAAUGGGGAAAAGAUGACACAGACAACGUGAUGCUGGCGAGUGUGGCGCUCUCGUUGGAGGCCAAGCUCCAGAUGUUACACACCUACCUGACGGUUACCUGGCUGCCGCUGCCAUGUGAGCAAGCCCCUCUGGCCCAGCCCGAAUCCCCCACAGCGUCCGCUGGAGAGGACGCCCGAACGCCUCCCGACUCCGGAGAGUCGGACAAGGAGUCGGUCAGCAGCAGCUCCAACGGCAACGGAGAUGCAACGGCGAGCUCCACCGCCAACGGCAGCGGCUCGUUGGCCAAAAACAGCUCGUCUUCUUCCUCCAGCUCCUCCAGCAGCGGGUCCGCCGGCGCCGGGACGGGCGGGAAGGACAAAACCAAGAAGGAUAAAGACAAAGACAAGAAGAGGGCGGACUCUGUGGCAAACAAGCUCGGCAGUUUUGGGAAGACGCUGGGCAGCAAGCUGAAGAAGAACGUCGGCGGGCUGAUGACGGGGAAGAACGCCGGAGCGGCCGGCACCAAACCGGAAGGCGGGGAGAAGAAGAAGGGCUCAUUCAGGGGCAGAAAGGGCAGCAAGGACAGUUCGCCGUCCGCCCAGGCCUCUGAGGACUCCGGGAAGGGGUCGCCGUCAUCAGGCAGCGAGCGCCUCCUAGGGACCAUGAGCAGCAUGAGCAGCAGCGGCGGCAGCAGCACAGAGAGUGAGCACUACAAGUACAGCUCCGACGUGAAGGUGAGCCUGGGCAUCCUGCGGGCCGCCAUGCAGGGCGAGAGGAAGCUCAUCUUUGCCAGCCUCCUCACCACUAGCAACCGCCAGCCCUUUCAGGAGGAGAUGAUCCAGCGCUACCUCUCCGACGCCGAGGACCGCUUCCGGGCUGAGCAGGAGCAGCAGCGGCGCGACGCCGAGCGGAAAGGCAUCGCCAAUAACCUCCAGCCGCCGAAGAAGGAGGAGCUGAGCUACCGGCCGUUUGACGCCAAAGAGGAGCUGACGGAGACCUUACCGCCCUCCUUCAACCCCACGCCGCUGAGCCCCUCCCUCUACUCCGCGGUCAUCCCCAUCCCUCGCCCGUCGUUCAUCGACCAGCCCCACGUGCCGACGCCACUGACUCAGCACCUCCACAUGCACAGCCACCUGGAUGCACGGCGCCAGCUGGCCGGCGGCUCUCCAGCCACCUCUUACCCGGGCCUCCCCGCCUACGCGACGCUGCCCCGCCACUGCCCCGCCGCGCCAGGUCCCUCCCACCCGCAGUACAUCCCCUCGUCCCCCAGCCCCUCCCGGCUCGCCCCCUCUUACCUGCCGGAGUUUGACCCGCCCGAUUACCCCGGCGCUGAGCCCAUCGCCGGCGGCUACACCAACGGUUUCCGGGAGCUGAACGCCGGCCUGGACUGUCGGAGUGGGCAGGCCCCCGUCAGACACUACUCUCUGGGCAGCGCGGGCGGCCUGGCCGGCCUGCAGUCCAGCCGCUGUCGGACACCCAGCUGCAACUACUACGGCCACCCGGAGACGGGGAACUACUGCUCAUACUGCUACCGAGAGGAGCUGAGGAAGAGGGAGGCGGAGCCGGCCGUCCACCGCUUCUGAGCGAAGAGUGGCCUUUUUGUGUUUCAGUUGAACAGAACGGGGAACGACCCCUUACCGUGUCAUUUCCUGUUGAAGGCAACGAGAAGAAACUGGGGAAUAGACCGUGGAAGAAACUGACUGCACUUCUGUUACGUUUUUGCUCUUAUGCAGCUGUUGAGUGUGUGUGUGUGUGCGUGCGUGUGCGUGCGUGCGCGUGUGAAUGUGUGGACUUCAACUCUCCACCAGAGUGAAGUUAUGCCCAAAUCCCACUUCUUCUAAUUAAACAAAAUUUGUGUCAAAUGUUA